Molecule: messenger RNA, 2265 nt
Organism: Rattus norvegicus (Norway rat)
Lineage: Eukaryota; Metazoa; Chordata; Mammalia; Rodentia; Muridae
Gene: Vrtn
Product: vertebrae development associated
Exons: 1
Coding region: 1-2265 (754 amino acids)
Source: RefSeq, marked validated
AUGACUUCUCGGGAUCAGCUGGUGCAGCAGGUACUGCGCAAUCUGCAGGAGGCAGUGGAGUCCGAGGGCUUGGAGGGUCUCAUCAGUGCUGCCCUGGAGGCCAAGCAGGUCCUAGCUUCCUUCAGCCUCCCCAUCUGCCAGAAGGGUGGCCCUGGCGCCCAGGUGCUGGAGGUGGACUCUGUGGCCUUGAGCCUGUACCCAGAGGAUGCUCCUCGGAACAUGCUGCCCUUGGUGUGCAAGGGUGAGGGUAGCCUGUUGUUUGAAGCGGCCAGCAUGUUGCUGUGGGGGCACACGGGUCUCAGCCUGGAACUGCGGGCUCGCACUGUAGUGGAGAUGCUGCUACACCGGCAUUAUUACCUCCAAGGCAUGAUCGACUCCAAAGUGAUGCUGCAGGCCGUGCGCUACUCCUUGUGCUCUGAGGAGUCCCCCGAGAUGACCAACCUGUCUUUUGCCACGCUGGAGGCCAUCUUCGACGCUGACGUCAGGGCUACGUGCUUCCCUACUAGCUUCUCCAAUGUGUGGCACUUGUACGCCCUUGCUUCCAUCCUCGAGCGCAAUAUCUACUCCAUCUACCCCAUGCGCAAUGUCAGGAUCCGACCCUAUUUUAACCGUGUUAUCAUGCCUCGCCGCUCCACCCACGUGACCUCCAUGCUGCACAUCAUGUGGGCUGGUCAGCCCCUCACUAGCCACCUCUUCCGUCAUCAGUAUUUUGCCCCUGUGGUUGGGCUGGAGGAGGUGGAGGCUGAUGGUACUGCUAGCCUGGACCCUGCUCCUCCAAACCUGGGUCCUCUGCUACCACCAGCCAAAACCCUGGAGCUGCUCAACCGUGAACCCGGCCUCAGCUACUCCCACCUCUGUGACCGCACCAGCAUUACCAAGAGCACCUUUUACCGCUGGCGGCGGCAGACCCAAGAGCACCGGCAGAAGGUGGCCACCCGCUUCUCUGCCAAGCACUUCCUGCAGGACAGCUACCACCGUGGGGGCUUUGUGCCGUUGCAGCAGUUCCUGCAGAGGUUCCCUGAGAUAUCCCGCUCUACCUACUAUGCCUGGAAGCAUGAGCUGCUGGGCUCUGGUGCUAACUCAGCCCUGGUCCCAGCCACUCCAUCCCGGGAGGCAGUGGCCGUGCCAGAGGUGGAGAGGCCACCAGGGAAGAUGGCUGCCGAGGAGCUGGGGUGUUCCCCACUGACAGCAGCAAUCUCAAGCCCUACUAGCUUGAUCUUAAUGCAGCGUGCCAAGUCAUACCUAGAGCAUUGCAUCUCCCUGAACAAACUGGUACCCUAUCGCUGCUUCAAAUGCCGGUUCCCUGGCAUCUCGAGGUCCACCUACUACAACUGGAGGCGGAAAGCCCUCAGGAGGACCCCCAGUUUCAAGCUGUCCCCAGGUCUUGAAACUACUGAGUCUCUCCAGCCAACAGAUGUUGGGGAAGAGAGCCUACACUCUUUGAAGAGUGAGGUGGGAGAGGAGGGGGCGGGGAAAGCAGUAGGUGAAGCUCCUCUGACUUCCCGGGGGUUCACAUCCCCAAGGAUGCCCUUAUCUCGCUGGCAGAGACGAAUACGCAGGGCUGCCCGCAAGCAGGUGCAAAGUGGGCGCCUACCCUUCUGUCGCUUCCGCCUCCGCUACCCUAGCCUGUUACCUUCUACCUUUUGGGUAUGGAAAAGUCUUUCCCGCGGAAGGCCCCGGAUGCAGGCUCCUUCUUUGAGCCAAAGGAAGCAAAAGCUGGAGGAAAGGCAGAAGCCCGAGGAAAGGCAGAAACCCGAGGAAUGGCAGAAGCCUGAGGAACGCCAGAAGCCCGAGGAAUGGCAGAAGCCCGAGGAACGCCAGAAGCCUGAGGAACGCCAGAAGCCUGUUGAAUGGCAGGAUGUGGAAGCUGUUAGGAAAGUAACGCCUGUGGUAGUUCCUUCAGUGGAAACACUACCAGUGGCUGCUUCUCCAGAAGACGCCCCAGAAAUUGCCCCAGGAGGGCCUUCUAGAGAGGGGAUCGUUCAAGAGGCAGCUGUGGUGCAGGGCCAGCCCCAUAGUGGAUCGUUGCCAAGCCAGACUAUGGUGAUGGCACCAGGUGGCAGUGAUGGGCAGGUGCUGGUGAUGGACGUGCUUAGCGCCACGAGAUUCAAGGCCCAAGCCAAGCUGUUUCUGCAGAAGCGCUUCCAGUCUAAGACUUUCCCCUCCUACAAGGAAUUCCAAGCUCUCUUCCCCCUCACUGCCCGCUCCACCUACUACAUGUGGAAGCGGGCGCUCUAUGAAGGUCUCACGCUGGUUGAUGGCUGA